UUUUCAACUGAAACGGCAUCGUAUUACAGAGAAAGGGCAUAAGAAAAAUAUCUGCGCGGGUCUAAAACCACACAACCCUUCAUUUUCUCUCCCUCGCAGACGCCAGUGUUUCCGCCACUGCAAAAACAUCAAACACUCUUGUUUAUCUCUGUGUCCGACUUCGUAAUCUUCAUGGCGAGCAGACUUCAGUUUGAGAAUAACUGUGAAGUUGGUGUGUUUUCCAAGUUGACCAAUGCGUACUGCUUAGUUGCAAUCGGUGGAUCAGAAAGCUUCUACAGCACUUUUGAGGCAGAGUUAGCUGACGUCAUUCCUGUCGUUAAGACCUCAAUUGCUGGCACUAGGAUAAUUGGACGGCUAUGUGCUGGAAACAAAAAUGGGCUUCUUGUGCCUCACACCACUACUGAUCAAGAACUCCAGCAUUUGAGAAACAGCCUACCUGAUCAAGUCGUUGUUCAGAGGAUCGACGAGAAACUAUCUGCUUUGGGUAAUUGCAUAGCAUGCAAUGAUCAUGUUGCCCUUGCACACACUGAUCUGGACAGGGAAACUGAGGAGAUAAUUGCUGAUGUUCUCGGGGUUGAAGUGUUUAGGCAGACAAUUGCUGGCAACAUUCUUGUGGGGAGCUACUGUGCCUUCUCCAACAGAGGUGGUUUGGUCCAUCCGCAUACAUCCAUUGAAGACUUGGAUGAGCUCUCCACCCUUCUUCAGGUCCCCUUAGUUGCAGGUACUGUAAACCGUGGUAGCGAAGUGAUUGCUGCUGGAAUAACAGUAAACGACUGGACAGCCUUCUGUGGGUCAGACACCACAGCUACCGAACUAUCUGUAAUUGAAAGCGUCUUCAAGUUGAGGGAAGCUCGACCUAGUGCCAUUGUUGAUGAGAUGAGGAAAUCAUUAAUUGACAGUUAUGUUUGAAUUGACGUUACCUCUUCUCCCACCUGUCAACGGGCUCCUUAUCCUCCUGUAAUGGAAACAUUAAUAUUUUAACCUUCUUAAGUCGGAUUUUGUUUUCCAAUUAAGAAUACAUGCUUUUGAAAUGGGGUUUUAAGUUCCCUGUA
This is a messenger RNA of Populus nigra (black poplar), 1052 nucleotides long. Its product is annotated as eukaryotic translation initiation factor 6-2. The transcript is spliced from 8 exons. The record is from RefSeq and is a predicted model, not a curated record. Lineage: Eukaryota; Viridiplantae; Streptophyta; Magnoliopsida; Malpighiales; Salicaceae. Gene Ontology annotation, cellular component: cytosol; preribosome, large subunit precursor; nucleolus. Gene Ontology annotation, molecular function: ribosomal large subunit binding. Bases 172 to 909 code for a protein of 245 amino acids. Gene Ontology annotation, biological process: ribosomal subunit export from nucleus; assembly of large subunit precursor of preribosome; cytosolic ribosome assembly.